GCUCACUAUUCGAGGCAGCGCGUAGAUGGAAACAACCAUAUGCCGUUUUCUGUUCGCUCAGUGUUCCGUUCUCUGUGUGUGAGACAUUCUUCCCAUUUGUGUGGUGUGUUUUAAAUUUAUUAUACCGGAUUAUUAUUAUUAUUAUUUCUGUGAGUCGUGUCUCUCCGUUUCUCGUGCUCAGAGAGAGAGAGAGAGUGAGUGAGUGAGGGAGAGUGAGAGCGAGUGAGUGUUUGGUUGGAGCAAGAGUGCCCGUUGGCAUAUACCCAUAAUAAAGGCGACCCGAGACGAGUGUUCGGUGUGUGUUUAACGAAACAAGCGAAUGAGACACAUUGAUAGCAUAGUCGUCGUACAGUUGGCGCUGUUCAUCACAUUCUCAUGAGAGCAUGAAAUAUAUUAUGGAAUAGCCGAGAUAAAGUACAGAGAAUGAAAAGUGAAGCAGCAGCAGCAGCCGCAGCAGUAGUAGUAACAGCAACAACAAUAACAAAUCUGCCAAACGUAAAAUAGCUAAACAUAAGCUGAAUAGAGAGAGAAUGGAAUAGUGUGUUGCGAAGAAGAGACAUUCGGUGUUGUAUUCAUGUGUAUUUUAGUGUCGUUUGCUCUCUCAUUGUCCGCAUCGCAACGAAGGCAGCAGCAGCAGCAGCAGCAGUAAUAAAAACAUUUACGGGACGUAGUGUGUAAAAUCGAGGGAGAGAGAGAGAGAGAGAAAGAGAGAGAGAAACCGAAUAUAUUCGGCACGGUAACGCUUGCUACUACGACACCCAUACCAUUGCGUUCAUGGGCAUAAUCGGCAAGUGAGAGAGAGUGAGUGCUGCAUACGAGAUUGCGAGCAUUUGUGAAGCGGCAAAAGUGUUUUAACUGUGUUGGUGCUGUGUGUAUCGUAAAAGUGAACGCGCGCGUUUGUUGUUGUUGCUUUGACAUAAACAGCGCGCUGUAAAUGUGAGAGACACAUAUUAUCCGAUUACAAAAUAUUGAUGUACUUUGCCUAGACUACAAUUGCAAAUUGCGAGAAUAUAUGAGAGGAAAAAAGAGAACGAACGAACGAAUCUGUGACGCAUACACACGCAACGCAACUUUGUAAGAAAAAUUACUCGAGAAAGAGCGAAAGAAGGAAGAGAGAGAGAGAGAGUGACUGUAAUAAGAAAGAGAGAGCGACUUUUUUGCUUAGCUAACAAUAAAAAAAGACGGCGCGAAAAGAACCAAGAACAGCCGAUUGUAACAAUAAGACGGCGAUUUUCUUUGGAGAAUAAAAAUACCGAACGAAUUUCUUCAGAUUGUGUGUUUGGCAGACUGGAUAUUGAAUGAGAAUCAAGACAAAUAAAUCACGUAAAAAAAUGAUCAAUGGUGAUAGUUUUAAGCAGGAGCUAGCAUCCGAAUUGGAUAAUGUGCAGGUAAUUUUAUCAAAUUCCUUUUCUAUAUCUCGGUUUUGUUUCGAUCUUAAGUUGGUUUUUCGUGGCUCAUCUCUGUGGCGGCGAAUUUUUGAGUGAAUGAGAGAAUGUGUGAGUAUGAUGUGUUAAAAAAUAAGUCGAAUGAUUGAAUGAAGGAUGCAUGGUCGUUAAAUGAAUUGUGUUCGAUUGUAGUGAAAAUGUAGUCAACUGGUGAUGAGUGAAUAUGCUGUAAAUUUUGAUGUGUAAAUGCAAAACUACCUCUCUGGUAUGUGUGCCAAUUUUCACGCCGCUGAUAAGGAUUUAUAAACAAAACGGCCGCUGUGACAGUGAACCAAAACAAAGUGAAGCCGCAUCGUGUGAGCUCAAACCCAAAAUCAUCAACAACAACGACGGCCGAAAAGAAAAACACACAUAAAUGUAUAUCGUAUAGUAUUUUAGGGAGGCAGACAAAAAGCAAUCGAAAGCAUGCAAGUGAAAACGAAUGAGAAUUACAAACCAAGCCGAACCGAACCAAAAACAAAGAGCAGCGCUUGUGAAACGGGCUCCAACAACUCGAAAAAUUGAAGACACACUAUUUGUGGGAGUUUCGGCAACGCGGAACGUAUUUUAAAAUACACGGUGUAUUUGUAUACACGGUGUGUCGUUCGGUUUGAUCUAGAGGGCUCAGCACUGGCACUGCUGGUGCUGCUGCUGCUCACAGACACUCCAAACCGACCGACAACACACCGAUAGGGAGAGCGAUAGUAGUACCGCCGAUAUUAAGAGAGAGAUAUGGGCGGAGGCUCUUAACAAUCAAAACGCGCUCACCACUUUCGGUGAACUUGCAUGUUUUCACUUGAUGCUAUUAUCAAAUAUGUUGCCAGGCUGUUUGUUGCCCACUGCCAUACAUUUUUUUUCUUCUUCUGCUAUUCGGUGUUCUUUCGGCUUGUGUUGAUAUUUCUCAUUUGGCCAUUCAGUUCAAAGUGUUGAUUCAAUCGAAAUGCACAUCUUUUCGUCAAUCUCCGUUGCCGUGUGGUUUGGCUCGAAAAAUACCCCGUAUUUCAUUCAAAAGACUCUUCUUUCAGAGUUCUAUUCUACUCUUAAAUCAUUGACUCUUCGGUUUUUGAAUUUUUUUUCUUACGAAUUUGUCGCAUCUUCGGUUUGCCUGGCCGAAAAUUGUCUUGCCAAAUAAGACACAUAGAGAGAGAGAGAGAGACAAGUCAACUCUGAGGAAUUUUUCAUGUACCAAGUGACUAGAAAUUCGGAAUCUCAAUUCGAUACUCUCAUCGCAUCCGUUCGAGCACUGAAUAUAUAUAUUUCGUUAUUAUCAUUUUCAAUCAAUCUGAAAAUAAUGAUGGAAUUUAAAUGCCUGCCUCAAAGGCCUUAAGUAUAUUUUUCUACGCGUCUUUUUUUUAAUAAGCAAGCGAAUGGAGAAGACGAAGCAGAAGAGAAGAGAAGAAGAAGAAGAAAAAUGAACGGUCACAUACACAUAUGCAUACAUAACAUGAUACGGAGAUUGAUUUCGUUACACAUUUUUUUUCUUCUGUUUUUCCAUCGCGUACCAAUAUUGUGAAUGAUGUGUUUGUGUGUGUUUUUCUCCACAUUCAGCCCAAGCAGCAGCAGCAGCAGCAGCAGCAGCAGCAGCAGCGGCAGUAGCAAUCUUUUGGAAAUCUAGUUGUUAGCAUUUUCAUAGUCGUAAACGAUGAGGCAAGCGAGAGCCUCACACAUGCUCAGCCCGAGUGAUGUUAAUGUCGAAUGUGAAUUUAGCGCUUUCUGUUAAAUCUAACAACAAUAAUAAUCUAUGGAACAAUGUAUAUUUAUAUAUUGAAGCGUAUCGCGAGCGCAUUUACUGGUCUUAACGAAGAUUUUUUGUUUUUUCCUCUUCUUUUUGGUCGGUUGAUCGUUUUAGAACGCACUGUCGUUGCGUUUUACUGUACCGCAAACCAAUUUUUUGUUCUCGUAUAUGCAUGUAAUACAAGAUGUGUGUGCCGCCUUAACCGGAGAAAACAUCGUUCAAUGCAUACAACAUGUGCUAUUUUAGUGUGUCUCUUUGCAUCGUUCUCUGUCGAUUCGGCACAAACACACUUACGCAGUUAGCAAUGCAUGCGUUUUUCACCUUUUAUGGGAAAACAACGACAGCAACUGCAACAGCAGCCAAAUCUAUUGUUUUGUUUAGGUCGAACACACAUCUUUCCCAACACAGACACACACAAACACACAGACACCAAUCCAUAUCAUUCUAAUUGUCAAUUAAUUUUCACUGAUGAACCGAUGCACUUUUAUCCACAUUCGGAAGAGCUCUUUCAUUGCGUCGCACCGCAUUUCUAUUACACAAUGCACAGCCACAGGCAUACACACACUCAUAGUGCAACACACUUCCGACUUUUAUAGCUCUUUCACCGUUUUGUCUACGUAGUUUCGUUUCAUUUUUUUUUUCUUUUCAUUGCAAGCCAUAAACAAAUUUAAUUAGUUUUCCAAACGCUCAGGCAAUUCGAUUUAUGUAUCGCACACGGGAACAUAAAAGAGGCAAGAAAAUGAGUGGAAAUAGAGAAGAAGAAAUAAUAAAAAGAGUGAAAACUAUAAAGAACUAUAAAAAAGAUGUGCAAGAAUAUGCAUUUCAAACAGAAAAACAUUAGAAGAAAAAAUGAAAAAAAAAACUAUGAAUGUGAUUACGACGCUGGCAAAAGAAAACGUCAUUGGAUAACAGAGAACAUUGGACCAAUGAUUGCAUCAAGUCAAUUGCUAGACAUUUACGGGGAUGCGGUGAAUAAUGCGACAAAAGCCGUUGUUUCGAUUCGGUUGUAAAAAAAAGAUGAUUUUCAUAAGCCGCCAUAAAAAGCAAGUCGUCGAAGGUCUUCUUAGUGGCAACGCCACACACGAAUCAUAAAAACAACAGUAGCAUUCGUUAUUCUAUUUUGUAGCAAGAUCACAAGAUAUAUUUAAUUGAAUUGAGAGCGCCGAUCGGUAUUUGCUCGUAGCGAAACGAAGCUCCGAAUCAUUUACAUAUGUAUAAAUCAAGCGAAUGCAUAAUUGGAUGUAUAGAUAUUGCAUUGUGCACACGGUACACAGCACACAGCAUCGUGAAUGCGCUGCUGAUAAACACAAUCGCAUAAAAAUGAGUAGUCGUAUGCCUCAAGUGUAUGUGUGUGUGUACUGUUGUUAUUGUUUCUCCAUUCGCGCGCGCUCCUUCAAUCGCUUGGUGAGAGAUGGGAAUGUGCGAUUCCGAUGCACAUCAACUGAGGAGGACAAAGCAAAUGCAAAAAAAAACAAAAUGCUCGCGCUGUGGAAAAUGUCCACGGUUGAAACGAAGUCGUGCGCUAACGACAAUUUAUAGCAGAUCAAAAAGAUACGAUGAUGUUUUGACUCUCUAAAUAAGGUGAAACACACUCAAUCACGGGCCAGCAACACUCGGACCGAACGCAGCGACCAAACUGCAUGAAAAUUAACGUAUGCAAUUUAUUUCGAAUUGUGCACUGGCCGGGUUGCGUGAACCGCAAACGCGCGCGACCAUUCGAGCACAUAAACCAUCUCUUGGACUCUUCUUGAGCAUUUUACAUUGACAACUGUUUGUUUCGUACCACUAGCUGAAGUUCAACUAAAUUUCGCAUCACUGCCAACUUUUUGGGUCGUUUUCUCUUCAAGACAAUCUCUUGUACCUACAAUGCAGGUUUAUAUUGAAAGAUUUGCCGAGUAAAUUCAAUUCGAUGCAUAUUACAAAACAACGGGAUGCUUUUUUCUCCUUGAUCGAUUUCAUCAUCUAAGCAAGAGAUUCAAGCAGAAGGCAACCGAUAAAUUGCCAACUUGUGAAUAUGCAGAUAAAUGAUCGUUCCGUUCGGAACUGUUUAUAGCAUGCAUUUUUGGUUGAAUUUCGUUGAAUCGCUGACUCAAGUGACGCUGACAAAUGUCUUACCAUUCCCCAAAUCCUUUUCCAUGCUGUCUUUUUGCUUCGAGACACGAAUUUCGAGUACAAACCAACCAAUUUUGGGCGACUCGAAUUUGAAACAAUAUGCAAAUAAAUCGGACUGGUUAAUUGGCUGUGAUUGUAUCUCACGUGCUUAUAUUGUAUGUACGUGUAGACUAUGUUUUUAAACGUGUGUUUUUUUUUCGUUCACAUAUAAAUCAUGCAUUGUGUUGACCUCCCACUCCAAUGGCUACGUCCAUGGAUGGUGUGUGUGUGUGUGUAUGUGCAAUUCAUUAAAUUUUCUACCCCACUCCGAUUCAACGGAUAUAAUCGAAUUGGUUGGUCAAUUAAAAUAAAACCACCCCAUAAAAAGACUAUCGCAAAUAUUACCACACUCCAACCAGAAUUUCGACAAACCGUUUGCGAAUUAAAUAUAUAUUGUGUGUGUGUGUUUUUUUUCUGCUGGCACGGAGGAUGUGCUGUUGGGUAGAUGUGUGUACCAUGGUGCUACCACCCCAAAACUAUACAACGUCUCACUCUCUUUCUCUAUCGAUUUGACGGUGUAGCAAAAUCACAACGACGCAUCUGCUGUAAAUUCACAUGGUUUGCAAUUUGCAACCGAUAAGAAAUAGAAAACAAAUGAUUGGUGGAGUAUGCAAAAGAUGGGUGGAUUUUUGGAUAACACAAACAAUAACUCAAAAAAUUGCUUGCAUGUGCAGAACCAGAUUGCAAGUUUAAUUUUUCAUUCACAAAUUCACAUAACCGCCGAGCCGAAUUCAAAUUCUGAUCAUCGAUUUCGCGUUGUCUUCGAUUGCUUAUCAAUUAUGUGUCUUCAUCUUCGAUUUCAUUCAAGUAUUGUCUUCGAAGACUGGCUUCAAUAUGCGCUUAGUUAACUAUAAUGUAUACCCGAAUUCAGGUAUACAACAAAAUCAAACCAAAUGUUGGCCAGGCAAAAUCUGAAAAUUAAUGGAAGAAACGAGUUUGAUUUGAAAAAUGAUCGCUACAUUUGCUUUAUCUAUAAGAAAAUGAAUAUGAUAAUAAUAUGAAUAGAUUUAUCGUGGACAUUGAUUGAUCUGAUCAUCAUUUGAUCAUUACCCCUAAAAUUAGUUGGUUUCCUCCGUAUUUGAAUAUGAAUUGUGUCAAUUUGUCUGUUUCCCUACCGUUUUGAAUGUUUGAAGCUGUGUUUGUUGAAAACUGCCUUUUAAUUUGAUGUUUGAAUGUUUUUUUUUGGAUUUUCUAAUUAUAACAAUAUAUAUGUUUUAACUCUUCACACCACCAAAAAAAAAACCACCACACAAAAACAAUGCUAAAUUUGUAGUUUCCGUUGUUUAUUCCCUUUCGAUUUUUCUUCUAGAUUCGCUCACAAAUCUUGUCUAAGUUACCUGUAUUGUGACUGAAAACCAUACGCGAAUGCAACCUAUAAACCAAUCUAAAAUCAGUUCAUCGGUUCUUUUUGUAAGCAAAAGACACUGAAGAGAAAGAAUAAAAAGGAGAACCUUUUUGAAGUAAUUUUGUCUUAAUACAAAAUAAAAUCAGCCGAAGCGAAAAAUUCCAACAAAUAUCACUUCGAUUUAGAUCAAAUUGAAAGAAAAAAACUGUCGAUCGAAUUAAGUAAAAUUCGAUCGAACUAAAAGGAAGAAAACAGUUGAAGUUUAGUCAACGAAAUUAGUAGGAAAAAGUACACGGUCUUUCGUGGAGUGAAAUUAAAAAAAAAAAAUCGAUAAACUGGAAGGAACACAGCAACACGUGCCCUCCGGGGCAGAGGUGCGAGUAGUCAGUGCGUCAGUAAUAGCUCAGCUGCAAGCACAAGGGCUACAGGGCAAUGAGCUGAAUGCUGCGAUAGUGGCUGCUUCACAGCCAAGCAACGGAGCUCAACAAAAUGCACAGCAAGCCCAGCAAAAUCAACAGCAAGCCGCGCAAGUGCAACAUCAACAGGCACAUUUGCAACAACAGAAUGCAACGGCCGGCCAACAGCAUCCGCAAGUGAUUACAUUGCAACAAUUGCAAAAUUUUUUACCAACCCAACAGAUCCAAACAAUCACAUCGGCCGAUGGGCAUCAAGUUCAGGUUUCAGCUGCACAAAAUGCAACACCCACAACGCCCAUCAAGUCGGAACGAUUGUUUGUGACGCCACAAAUGCAACCGCAAGUGGUUAAUUUACAAAAUUUACAAGGCAUCCCACAGCAAUUCAUUCAGGGUGGUCAAAUUCUGCAGAAUGCCGGCAACGGAAUGUUCCAAGUGGUGCAGCCAAUGCAAACGGUGACGGUGGAUGGUCAAGAGGCGUUGUUUAUACCGAAUAUGGGUGCAUCGGCAAAUCAAUUGAACGGAGCGCAGCCCAUUCAAAUUGGCAAUCAACAAGCGUUUCUAACGCCCAACGGCCAAAUCAUUCGACCUGGCGUUAUGCCAGCGAAUAUUCUACAGAACAUGGGCCAAACAGUAUCUCUGCCAACCGCGUUUGGUCAAGCGACAUUGACGAUACCCGGCACAAACAUAUCAAUACCAUUGGCCAACUCAUUGGGAAAUCUCACCACGCACAAUGCAACGAAUGCCGCAGCCGGUCAAACCGGCCAACAACAACAGCAACAAGCGCAACAGAAUCAACAGGCAAAUCAAACGACAGCCAAUGCAACAGCACAAAAUCAACAAACACAACAAUCGCAACAAUCGCAGUCGCAUCAAGGCCAAGCCCAACAGCAAAAUCAAACACAACAAAACAAUCAACAACAAACGCAGGCAAAUCAACAGCAGCACACCAUCACCAUACCCGGCACCAAUAUUCAAAUCCCAACAUCGGCCAAUGGCCUUAUCAAUGCAACGAACCUACAGAAUAUCAAAGUCGAAGGAGCAGGUCAAAAUGUGCAGAUGCGACAAGGCGCUUUGCCGCAAGUGGUUCAAUUUCCAGCGAUGCAGCAAACAGUGCCGGUGCAAGUGCCAAUCUCAACGGGAAACGGACAAACCAUCUAUCAAACGGUUCAUGUUCCUCUUCAAGCAUUUGCCGGACAAAUGUCAGGCUUAGUUCAACCACAAAUGCAAAUCUUCCCACAGAUCGCACAGGUCGCUAACAUCAUCACUCCAAACGGUCAGAUUCAACAAGUACAAUUGGCAACACCCAUGAAUCAACUACAAAUGCAAGGAAUACCUGGUUUACAAACAACUCAAGGGCAACCUGGUCAACAACAGAAUGUUGUCAUGGUGCAACCAUCGCCGAAUUUAACAUCGGUUACAUCGAGUCCUUCAAAUGUUGGCACUUCAAAUGCGCUCGUUCAAUCAGUACAGAAUACUAACGGCAUUCAAACGAUGGCUAAUGCACAGGAUUCACAACCGAUCACUAUCACAAAUGCUCAAGGCCAACAAAUCACUGUGAUACCAACACAGGCGAUACAACAAAUUCGGCCUGCCAACGCAAACAUCAUUCAAAUGCCAAAUAUGUCCGGGCUACAAGCGAUCCCAGUACAAAAUAUUCCCGGUCUUGGCAAUGUUCAGGUCAUACCAGCGAGUGCAUUCAACGGAGGCAAUGUCAUAACACCGAUUCAGGCGACAAGUCUGCAACAAAAUCAACAACAGACACAACAAACUAGCCAGCAACAACAUCAAGCUGCCCAACAGCAAUCUCAAGCUCAGCAAAAUCAACAGCAAACGCAGCAAACCGUUCAACAGCAUCAGCAAACAUCACAAGCACAGCCAAUAACGCAAACGAUAACAUUGACGCCACAAACGGUGCAGCAUAUCAAGCAGGAGCCGCAAGAGAAAUGGAUCAUAAGCAAUGUGACGGCGAACACGUUGACAUCACCAACGGUCCAGCCACAGGCAGCCACCGCCGCCGCCGCCGCCGCCUCACCCGUUGCAAAUCAAACGGUUACAACGGUGACAACCAUUCCACAGACACAAACCACCACCACCACCACGAUAAAUGUGAAUGAUGAUGGUGUGGUGAAGCCACGCUUAAAACGGGUUGCUUGCACAUGCCCAAACUGUACCGAAGGUGAACGCCAUGCCGAUCGCAAGCGACAGCACAUCUGCCACAUUCCCGGAUGUAACAAAGUCUACGGCAAAACAUCACAUCUUCGAGCCCAUUUGCGCUGGCACACCGGCGAACGACCCUUCGCAUGCUCAUGGGUAUUCUGUGGCAAACGUUUCACACGCUCCGAUGAACUGCAACGACAUCGUCGAACUCACACCGGUGAAAAGCGCUUCCAAUGCCCUGAAUGCAGUAAAAAGUUUAUGCGCAGCGAUCACUUGAACAAGCACAUUCGCACGCACACCAAGCAAAAGAACAUCGAAAUGAGACAGGCAGAAUCAAAAGUUGAGCCAAAAACCGAGCCUUUUGAUGAAGGUGAUAAAGUGGCGAAUGGCAACGGCAACGGCAACGUAGUCGGCGGUCAGCAGCAAUCCACACAAAACCAGUUACAAUCGCAGGUUGCGACGUCGCAAGCACCAUCGAAUGCAAGCUUCGUCGAUACAAAUGGUAACAGCGAAGGUAACGAAAUCUUGGUUUUAGUACCUGCAUUGAAUGCAAACGGAUUGACAACCGCAAACAUAACCACCGAAUAUCGUACCGUCGAUAAUGGUCGUAAUUUAGUUGAGCGAAAAACGAAAACAACCACGACCACGACCACCGCGACACCAAAUGAUCUACAAACUUAUGUUACUACACGUAGCAGUAGUAAUGUCGAUAAUAACAUAAAUCGUAAUAGCAUUGUGACUGAACAAAUUGUUUGGAUACCAAAAAUUGAGCAACAACAAGAGCAUGGCCAACAUCAAGCGACAACGUCGGUCGGCAACGUGUGUCAGCCACCGCCUCUGUAUAGCCGCAUUAAGCAGCUCAAUUAUUCACAGGAAGCAGCAACAUCAACACAAUCACCAUCAUCGGACAGCAAUGACAGUUGCGAUGACGAAAAAAUGAUUUUAACCAUUGCGGCUGAAGAUGGCAACGAUAAUUCCAACUAGCAUACGGAUUGGUCCCAUCAAUUGGGUACCAUCGGAACACGACUGUCAUUCGGACAAUUUUAAAAUGAGAUGAGCAGAGACAGGGAUCGUUCAUUUUGAACGGAAAAAAGUCAGCGAUUUUAGAACAAAGUGGUUUUCUCUACAGAAAAAUCAUCAAUUUUGAAGAAUAAUCAUUUUUGAAGAUUAUAAUCUUCAUUUUUAAAGAAAAACUUCCUUCUACGGAAGGAAAAACACCUUUUUUAAGAGAAAAAAGAGAUUUCCACGAUGUUUUAACCAUUUUAAUUUAAACAAGUUUUACUGCAUUAGUCAGUCCACUUUGGUUUUCUUCGCAAGAAAAGGCAAAUAAUUGUGUAAAUAGUUCCCAAUGUUAAGAGGCUAGUUUAAAUUGAUUUAAGAAUCUUUGUUAAUAAACGAAAAGAAAGGUCACACUCUCGUAGGUAUACUAGUAGUAAUUGUAGUAAAAAAAAAAAUGGAUUCUGCAUUAUGAGAGAAUUUCGGUUGAAAAUGGUCCAUUUGAUAACAAGUGUUUCGUUUGUUCAUUGAAUAAGUAGGCAAAAUGUGUCUGUCGGCAUGAUCUGGGUGUCUGGGCAAUACUGGUCAAGUAAUUUAAAGGUGAAUAUGUCGUUUUUUACAAGUUUUUUCUGUAGAAAAAUGUGACUCUUUUAAGAGAUCCCUUUGUGUAACUUUAUGAAGAAUUCUCUUUAAAAAGCUAGGAAGAAUAAAAAUGUCCAGACACAAGCAGCGAUUAGAUAGACAUUUAAGUUAAUAAGCCCACAAACACACACACACAUAUCGCCCAUACAAUUUGUACAAAGUAACAUCCAAUUAAUCAUCAUCGCCGCCGCCGCUCUUUUAACCUAGACUAGUGUUUCUCAUCUAUUUUCAUUUUCAUGCAUCGAAAUUUGUAUAUGUACUUUUAGACAUUUCACCCCCACACACACACACACACACACACAAAGGAUGAAAUAUGAAUCAAAAACCGGCGACACUGUCGAUCGAUGACACAAUUCAAAAUUUGCCUAAUGUUAUAAUUUACACACACUUUAAGUAACGAAACUGAAACAGAAAAUCAUACAUUUUAUGUAAAUCAAAAUUUAAUCGGUUUAGCUUAAAUUAUUGUAAUAACUAGACAAGAGAUUAUGUAAGUUAUUUGCUAAUUGUUAGAUUUCGGGCGAUUUUUUUUUUAUGAUCGCUCAUACCUCGUGCAUCUUUGACAUUUUUGGCAAAAGCAAGGAGAUCUAAUUUAACCUAAUUUGGUUACAGUUUUUUUUAAAUGGGAAGAAUGAAGGACGGAGAAAUUCGAAUCGAUGAAUAAAGGAAUCUAAAUGGAAAAAAAAAACGAUUGAGGUUUAAAUCAAAAAUAAAAAUUUGAUCAAUUUGGUUUUUUCAUAAAAACACCAUUCUAAAUUAGGUUGAACAAAACAAUUCAUUUUUAUCUCCAAAAUUCUUAGAUCUUGAAUCGAAUAUUUUUCUCUCCUUGAUCAAAUUUUCCAAAUCCAAGCAUGUCUCUGCUGAACUGAAACGGUCAAAUUUGCAAUUUCAAUAAGUGUUGCAGUCAUAAGCAAUUAUUAUGUUUAUUUAUCGAUCUUUUAAUUGAACUCUUGAGUCUCUAGCUUUUAUUGCACUUUUGCAUAUUUUUUUUUUCUUUGUCAAAAUGAAUAAAACCAAUCGACUUUGUCAGUGCUA
Molecule: messenger RNA, 11898 nt
Organism: Sitodiplosis mosellana (orange wheat blossom midge)
Lineage: Eukaryota; Metazoa; Arthropoda; Insecta; Diptera; Cecidomyiidae
Product: transcription factor Sp4-like
Exons: 16
Coding region: 7402-10212 (936 amino acids)
Biological process (GO): regulation of transcription by RNA polymerase II
Molecular function (GO): RNA polymerase II cis-regulatory region sequence-specific DNA binding; DNA-binding transcription factor activity, RNA polymerase II-specific
Source: RefSeq, a predicted model, not a curated record